AUGACCAUGAUUUCGAAGUCGCUGUGCAGUGCUGAAGACAUCAGAGUUCAGGAGAUUGUCUCGGGUAGGGUGCUGCAUACGCGCAUCCCGGGAUAUGGAGGACACAAUCACAUUGACUUGCUUAAUGUCUAUCAGCAUGCGUGGGACCAGCGCGCAGAGGCGGGCGAACUGAAGCGCAAACGCGCGUGGAUCCUUGCGAAGAUCGAUGCGUGCAUUCAGCAGAUUCCUUGGCGCAACUUGUGCAUAUGUGCAGGGGACUGGAACGUCCAGUUGGAGCCGAUGUCUGACCUGAUUGGUAAUAGCACUAACAUCCGUGUGGGACAAGCGCAAUCAGCCCCGGAUAUGGCGUCCCUUACAGAUGUCAUGAUUGCACGCCAAUUGGUGGGUUUGAACACUUGGACGGGGCCCAAACGCAAGGCUUACACCUUUACACACAAUGGGGGACGCACCCAGAUUGACUUUGUUUUUGCUCGCAAGCACCAGGUUACACGCCAGAUGCGCAGUUGUCAUGCUCUUGAGGGCUUCCCGGUUACUGCCUGGCGUCAAUCAGGACUGCAUCGCCCCCUCCAGGUCAGCUUGGAUUACCGCUGGAUACCGAGCAGCACGCCUCAGCAGUCCCGCCGCAUUGACCAUGAUGCCAUCGCCACGGCGGUCAGGCAGUGCACACCCCAACUUCACGACUACCAACUUGAUGUACAGACUGUCAUGGCCCGGAACCCCCCUAGGGAUACGAGUGCAUUGCAUCAGGUGCUGUAUGACUGCUGCCUUCGCCACUUCCCAGCCUCGACACAGAGGCGAGAAUAUGCCCACAACCACGCUGAAGUCCGUGAUGUGGUGCACAGCCGCUGGUUGCACCUGCAGAGAGGCAAGUACCACAGGAGGUUUGCAGCUGCUUGCAUGUCCAGCGCCUGGCACUGCUGGCAUCAUUUUGCGAGAUUUAGAGCCCUCCGCAGAGAGGCCAACAAAGCAUCCAGAACUGCUCGCAGACAACGGUACGAGAACCUGUUGCAAGAGGCGGAGAAAUUUGCCAGACAGCAAAACACACAUAAGAUGUUUUCCAUCAUUAGGCAAUUGGCGCCGAAACAGCCGCAUCGCAAAGUCAAGAUUUACGGCAAAGAAGGCGAGAUUCUCAGCCGUCAAGAGGAGGUUGCAUGUCUCAAAAAGCACUUCUGUGAUAUCUUUCAGGGUGCAAGUUGCGAUUGGACUCACCCCAUGGAGUCCCCUGCUUCUCCGCCAGCUCCUGAGACUAUUUGCGCGGCGCUGGAGCGCAUCCCGUUACGCAAAGCGGUCCCUGCACAUAUGGCUCCGGGCGCAGCUUGGAGAGCAGCUGCACGUCAGGUCACGGACUUGGUUCAUCAGGAAGCCUGCAAAGUCUGGGUCGUGGCCCGGCCGAUUACCGGCCAUUAUGCCUACAGGGAAAUCCGUGGCCUCACGCAAGCAGCAGGGAACAGCGUCUUUGCCAGGCGCAGUGGCCAUACUGCGGAGCCGUACACAGGUGGGCUGAUUUUGUCAUUGGACAUGACGACUGCAUUUGACACAGUUCCGAGAGCGCAUGUUCGCGAUUCCCUGAUUGAAGCUGGCGUUGCACAAAGUGACGUGUCCAUCAUCAUGUCAUGGCUCACAGGUGCGACGUACCAUCUCAAACAUGCUCACAUUAACCUGCGUAUCAUCACGGAAAGAGGCGUGCGCCAGGGCUGCCCACUUUCGCCACUGGUUUGGGCCUGCUUUACAUGCUACAUUGCUAAACGGCUGACUGAUGUGAUCUGUCUUGAUGACUUGCAGAUUUACGCCGACGACUUCAUUUGGAGCUGCAUUUUCCACACUAAACAGCAAUUUCUGCACACACUCAGGACGGUGCCACUCUUCAUACAGAAGCUUCGGCAGUAUGGACUCAGGGUAAAUCUCAACAAAACGGCUGUUUUAAUUCGCAUGGCCAGGCAAGAGGGCAAAGCUUUACUUAAGCUACACCUGUACCAGAUCGUCUCACUCUUCGGGGGAGUGCUGCCAGCAGUGAGCUUAGCCGCGGGCUCGCAGAGGCCGCCAGCCACCCCGCAACAGGCGGGGAGAGGGUUGCAGAAGUCGGGGUUGACGGAGCGACCACCGAAGUACCACAAGCACCAGACCAAUGGCAAAGGCAAAGGCAACGGCAAGGGUCGCUACAAGGACAAGCGGCCCAGAGAGGACUCGGAGCAUACUUCGGCUCAGGAGGGAGACAAUCUGGAUCCUCAGUUGAUACCCCUCAUUGCUCAGCUUUGCCUUCGGUUCGAAGACGCAAUAAACAUAUUACGGUUGGACCGAGCGUAUGUGAUGCUGUUCAAAACAAAGUCGGAAGAGUCGAUUGUGAAGCCCCUUGACGAUCUCUCCCAGAGAUGGGAGGAACUCAAAGAGGCCAAACAAACGGACUCAGCCAAGAGGAUCGCGCUCUUCAAGGGCAUGCUGCUGGAGCUCCAGACGAGGAUCAAAGGCAUGAUCGAGAAGGAAGACAAGGUCAAGCAACUGAUUCAGAUGGGGUGGAUGUCCAAGCAAGAGGGUCGGGAGCCGAUGUGGCUCCCACUCGUAUGGAAUGUGGAACAGCAGAAAGACGUGCCGUGCCCCGACAUGGGACCCCUCCCCCACACAAAGGCCAUGCAAGCUCUGGACACAUUGCUGGAAUACGCAUGCGGCCAGGUGAUACACAGAUUUCAUCCCACGAGGCCACUGGUUCCGGAGCACGCCGGCGAGAUCCUGGAGUUCAAGAUGGAGGUGAGCCUGAAGGGCGUUGCGCCGACUCAGGUCCACGAUGCAUUGACGCAACUCAGCAACUCAGCGCUCUGGUUGUUGAUCGGCGCCCGGAUGCGCCCGGACGGCCUCCGGAGAUCAGCAACGGCACAGCAGUUGCAGAAGCUGCUCGCAGGAAGGUGCUGCGCCUAG
Molecule: messenger RNA, 2910 nt
Organism: Symbiodinium sp. CCMP2592
Lineage: Eukaryota; Dinophyceae; Suessiales; Symbiodiniaceae
Source: the annotation of a GenBank genome assembly